GCUCACAUUCUUCCACGUAGCGGUGUUUGCGAAAGUAGUAGCCAGCCAGGAUCCAGCCCAAAACAACAUCAGAACUCGAGGCAUCUCACAGGCAAGACAUCUUCCUUCUCCAAGAAAAAAAUAUUUGUCGUUAAAAACGGCAAAUGCUGUGUAAAAUGUAACUUGUAUUUUGGGAUUUAAUUUCUACCUUGAUAGCUAUCUGACACAAUGGUCGCAGUAGCUGUUAGCUGGCUAGCUAACUACAAUGCUAUUUGCAUUGGAUAACGAUACACUUCACGAGCUACUUACUGCUAGCUAGUUAGCUACCUGCUAGCCUCUUGGUUGAGUAACACUAGCCAUUUGUCAUCUUCUAAAGUAUGUGUCACUGUUCAAAGUUUGCAAAUCAGGUGAACGUAGUAUUUAAUUUUGCGUGGUGCUUAAUCAACUCUUUCCAACUUUGACCACCCAAAAAUAUGUCGGCACCAAUCUAGUCAACGUUAGCUAGCUACAGCCAGUUUGAGUAACAUUGAAUGUGUAGUAGGCAGCAUUCAAAAAACAAAUACAUUCACUCACUGUCACUACAGUUGGGCAGAAGGCUACUGGCUAUGUCAUGUUUCAAUUCCACAACACCUAAUAGGUAGCUAGCUAACAAGUUAGCUGCUAAUUUGUAAAGUUACCAUUUUACAUCAACUGUUUGUUUUUUGUCAUGGGCCUGUUCUUUAGUCAUUUAAACUUGCCUAAACACAGUUUAGAUUAGGAUUAUAGGUAUCCCAUUUUGGUUAUGUGAAGAGAAAUAAGAACAACUUGGCAAUGUGAUGUGUUUAAGCUAAGCACACACAAAAACAGUCUACAGUUACAGCCUAGGAUUACUAUCCAGGACAUCCAUGAAUUGUGUGCAUUGAAAGACAAUGGCUUGAAGCCGUGUCAACAACAUGAAACCAAAGAGCAAACAGGUGUGAGUGAAGAGGAAAAGAGAAUCGUUCCACUUAAGUUACUUUUCCUUUUGGGUGGCGGGAGUAUAUAGAUUAAACACCACAGUGAGUGUACAGCCAAGGUAAAGUAGCCUACUGUGAAUUCUGUUGUCGCAUAGGCCUAGCCUCUGUCACAGGUAUUCACUGAAGCCUGGGUGCCCAAGGCUAGUUGUGACAUAAUGCCCUGGUGGAAUGCUACAAAUGCAAGUAGGUAGUGUCGAUGAAAAUUUAAGUAUUUCUUAAUUCAUGUCCAGGUACAGCGGGCAGAAGAAUUUAGUUCCUUUUAACUGACCCACCUUCAUUCACGUGGACUGGAUUUUCUCUGAAUUUAAACUUUGCACCAGUGGAAAAUCAACCAAAUAAUUCAAAGUAGGCCGAAUGCUUUUUAUUUUUACAUUAGUGACAAUGAUUAUGAAACUUCCCCAGAAUGUUGUGUCAUCAUGGGAUGAGUGAUCAGGGGUACUGGUGCUCUCUACCCAGUUAUUCCUCCUGUGGCUGCUGCAGAGGAGAACCAGAUGUCGUAAACCAAGACUGAAGCCUACCACAUUUUGGGGGAUUUGAUGCUGAACAUCUACAACUAAGAAACCAUGGGAGUCUGUCCUGCUGUGUCCAUGUUUUUCCGGAAGUGCAAGUAUAUGAUACUGUUGCUGCUCUCCGUCUCCGUCUUGGCUUGGUACGCCACUUUUGCCGGUGAAACAGUGAAAGCAAUUCAGGGAACCCUUUUGCCAGCGCAAACACUUGCUGAUAAUACUGAGGUCCUGAGUGGGGGAGAAGGAGACUCGUGGAGAUCAGUGACACAGGUCUUCUCCAAUCCUCUCCUUGACACCUCACCAUCAAAACAAAGCUGUCCUGAGAAAUCGCCACUGCUCCAGGGAGCUCUAAACCUCACAUUUGAGGACUCUCUAACGCUGAAGGAGGUGGAGAGUGAGAACAGUGGAGUGGCUGAGGGCCAAUACCUGCCUCCAGACUGCCUCGCCCAGCAGAGUGUGGCUAUCCUCAUUCCCCAUCGUAACCGGGAGAAACACCUCCUCUACCUCCUGCAUCACCUACACCCCUUCCUUCAGAGGCAGCAGCUGCACUACAGCAUCUACGUCAUCCACCAGGCUGGAGAGGUGACGUUUAACCGUGCCAAGCUACUUAAUGUUGGGUACUUGGAGGCACUCAAGGACUACGAUUGGGAUUGCUUCGUUUUUCAUGAUGUGGAUCUGGUUCCAGAGAACGACUACAACCUAUACAAGUGUGACCAACAGCCCAAACACUUAGUGGUCGGCAGGAAUGCCACAGGGUACAAAUUGCGAUACAAAGGGUACUUUGGAGGGGUGACGGCCAUGACGAAGGACCAGUUUCACAAAGUGAACGGCUUUUCAAACACUUACUGGGGAUGGGGAGGGGAGGAUGAUGACCUUCGCAUCAGGGUGGAGCUCCAGAAAAUGGAAAUUAUACGACCCUCCCCUCUCAUAGCACGCUAUACCAUGGUAUUUCAUAAAAGAGAUAGCGGCAACGAAAUCAAUAAAGACAGGAUGCGUUUGCUAGCACGGACACCUAAAGUCUGGAGAAAGGAUGGCCUUAACACCUGCUCCUACAGUACUCUAUCAGUUGAGAGGCCGCCUCUGUACAUUAAUGUCACCGUUGACAUUGGCGAACCAAUGCACUGAUGCUUCGGAGCACCUCUCUUCAUUUACUGCAGUGUGUACAGGAUUAUUGAUCUGGCAUGUCCAUGCCUACAUGUUACUUACCAGAGGGUCGCAAACAGAAGGUUAGUGGCAGUAGCUGUUGACCAUAAUUAAUGUGAUCUACUCAGUUUUCACUGUAAACCAUUCCAAGCAGGGCAUGUAAAAUUGCUAGGUCCUCAUAAUGUAAGUCUGGAAGCCCAGUCAAACCUGGUGACCAGGUUCUAGGGGUGAGAGUAAGACCAAAAUAUAUAUUUUUCUCUACAACAGAGCAUUAUUUGAUUUAUCCUAGACUUAAAGGGGAAAUCUGCAAUUGCUACAUCAAUUUUGGGACUUAUAAAUUAAUGAUAUUUAUCCAUUGAUUCUUGA
Salvelinus sp. IW2-2015 is the source of this 2989-nucleotide messenger RNA. The record is from RefSeq and is a predicted model, not a curated record. Lineage: Eukaryota; Metazoa; Chordata; Actinopteri; Salmoniformes; Salmonidae.